AGCUGUGAGUAGCCAUUUCUAUUCACACAUGGACACAGGCACAUGCUAUAUUCAUCCUCUAGCUGGCAAUCGUACUAGAUGUUUAAAACUUUCAUCACAAUUGUAUUACAUCAUCUAUGAUCCAUUCCAAUCACGAUUCAGGAGACAUAGCACUGAAACAGCCCUGGUGUGUGUGUGUGUUAAAUGAUCUUCUGAUGGCAAGAGACAGAGGCGACUGUUCAAUAUUAAUCCUUCUGGAUCUCUCGGCAGCAUUUGAUACCAUGGACCAUGGGCUUCUGAUUGAGCGUCUGAUACAUUUUUGUGGACUGGAUGGCACAGUCCUAAAUUGGUUCAAAUAAUUUCUCACAGGCAGGUCACAGAGAGUAUCGUCUGGAUUAUACUCAUCACCACCAGUGCCAUUGCCAUGUGGUGUCCCACAAGGUUCUAUACUAUCCCCCAUGCUUUUUGCAGUAUACAUGCUCCCACUGGGUGAAAUAAUCAGGCGCCAUGGCCUGGUCUACCACUGCUAUGCAGAUGAUACACAACUGUACUUGUCCUUUGCUCCGGGCACUGAUAACCCAAUAGCAACCCUAAAUGGCUGUCUAGCUGAGCUACAGGAGUGGAUGAGUGCUAGUUGGCUGCGACUGAACCCGGAUAAAACAGAGGUCCUUAUGAUAGGACCGCAAUUAUCAAAGGACAAGACUGCAGCAUAGCCAACCAACUGGACUUACACUCGGGGAUUCAGAAUUACAAACCACUGAUCAUGUGCGGAAUCUUGGCGUUGUCCUGGAUGGUGGCUUGACACUUAAACAUCAGAUAUCAGCCACAAUCAAAUCCUCAUUCUUUCACCUGAGGAACAUAGCCAGAAUCAAGCACUUAAUUCCCCGAGAUGAUCUGCCAAUAGUCAUCCACGCAUUUGUAUCAUCUCGAUUAGAUUACUGUAAUGCCCUCUGCCUUGGUCUCCCAGCAAAAGAAUUGCACCGCUUACAGCAGGUGCAAAAUACAGCUGCCAGGCUGUUAACCAACCAGCCCCGUUCUAGCCACAUAACACCCAUACUCUACUCCCUUCACUGGCUGCCUGUAAGAUGGCGAAUCAUCUUCAAGAUUGGCUUACUGAGUUUCAAAGCAUUACAUGACCAGGGCCCAAGGUACCUGAAGCAGCUUCUGACCCCAUACUGCCCCACUCGAUUACUGCGAUCUGUAGAUGAAGGACUUUUAGCAGUACCUAGAAUCUCCCGUAAUUCAUCUGGGGGUCGAGCUUUUAGUCAUGCGGCUCCGACUCUAUGGAACUCACUUCCCAGCACAGUGCGAGAGGCCCCAACUAUAGAAUCCUUCAAAAGUAGACUCAAGGCUUUCCUUUUCACUCAAGCAUUCCCAUAAUUGUCCCUUUAGUAUCUCCAUGCCUCUGUAUUUUAUGAAAAUCUGUUCUGUACUUCAUUAUUUUCUCUAACGUCCUAGUGGAUGCUGGGGACUCCGUAAGGACCAUGGGGAAUAGACGGGCUCCGCAGGAGACAGGGCACUUUAAGAAAGAAUUUGGAUACUGGUGUGCUCUGGCUCCUCCCUCUAUGUCCCUCCUCCAGACCCCAGUUUGAAUCUGUGCCCGGACGAGCUGGGUGCUGUUUAGUGAGCUCUCCUGAGCUUGCUAUAAGAAAGUAUUUUGUUAGGUUUUUUUAUUUUCAGAGAGAUCUGCUGGCAACAGACUCUCUGCAGCGUGGGACUGAGGUGAGAGAAGCAGCCCUACUCACUGAAGAUAGGUCCUGCUUCUUAGGCUACUGGACACCAUUAGCUCCAGAGGGAUCGUACACAGGAUCUCACCCUUUGUCGUCCGAUCCCGGAGCCGCGCCGCCGUCCCCCUCGCAGAGCCGGAAGACAGAAGCCGGGUGAAAGAAGCAAGAAGACUUCGAAAUCGGCGGCAGAAGACUCCAGUCUUCAAACUGAGGUAGCGCACAGCACUGCAGCUGUGCGCCAUUGCUCCCACACUACACCCACAUACUCCGGUCACUGUAGGGUGCAGGGCGCAGGGGGGGGCGCCCUGGGCAGCAGUUAGGACCUCUUGGCAAAGUGGGCAUAUAUACAGUUGGGCACUGUAUAUAUGCAUGAGCCCCCGCCAUAAUUUUACACAGAAACGCGGGACAGAAGCCCGCCGCUGAGGGGGCGGGGCUUCUUCCUCAGCACUCACCAGCGCCAUUUUCUCUCCACAGCUCCGCUGAGAGGAAGCUCCCCAGGCUCUCCCCUGCAGAUUCACGGUAGAAGAGGGUAAAAAGAGAGGGGGGGGAAAACAUAAAUUAGGCGCAAAAACAUUAUAUACAGCAGCUACUGGGUUAACACUAAGUUACUGUGUGAUUCCUGGGACAUAUAGCGCUGGGGUGUGUGCUGGCAUACUCUCUCUCUGUCUCUCCAAAGGGCCUUGUGGGGGAACUGUCUUCAAAAAGAGCAUCCCCUGUAUGUGUGGUGUGUCGGUAUGCUUGUGUCGACAUGUUUGACGAGGAAGGCUAUGUGGAAGCAGAGCGGGAGCAAAUGAAUGUGGGGUCGCCGCCGACGGCACCGACACCUGAUUGGAUGGAUAUGUGGAAGGUUUUAAAUGAUAAUGUUAAUUCCUUACAUAAAAGGUUGGAUAAAGCUGAAACCUUAGGACAGUCAGGGUCGCAGCCCAUGCCUGAUCCUAUGUCGCAGAGGCCGUCAGGGUCUCAGAAGCGCCCACUAUCCCAAAUUGUUGACACAGAUAUCGACACGGAUUCUGACUCCAGUGUCGAUUGCGAUGAUGCAAAGUUACAGCCUAAAUUGGCUAAAGCCAUCCGUUAUAUGAUUAUAGCAAUAUAGGAUGUGUUGCACAUCACAGAGGAAACCCCAGUCCCUGACAAGAGGGUUCAUAUGUAUGGGGGAAAAAGGCAGGUGGUGACCUUUCCCCCGUCACAUGAGCUAAAUGAGUUAUGUGAAAAGGCUUGGGAAUCUCCAGAUAAAAAACUGCAGAUUUCCAAACGGAUGCUUAUGGCGUAUCCUUUCCCGCCAACGGACAGGUUACGCUGGGAAUCCUCCCCUAGGGUGGACAAAGCUCUAACACGCUUAUCCAAGAGGGUAGCCCUGCCGUCACAGGAUACGGCCACCUGCGGAUAGAAAGCAAGAGGGUACCCUGAAGUCCAUUUACACACAUUCAGGUACCUUACUAAGGCCGGCAAUUGCGUCGGCCUGGGUGUGUAGUGCUGUAGCAGCAUGGACGGAUAUCUUAUCUGAGGAACUUGAUACCUUGGACAAGGAUACUAUAUUAAUGACCUCAUAGGCGUGCGCAGCACAUUUUAUUAGGGGGUGCACUAUUGGAGGGGUGUGUCUAUCACCGCCUUUUGGGCAUGUCUAGCACCAUCUAUUGACUGUCAACGUAAUAUAAAAUAUCCACCCUUGUACCAAUCCUAAUAAUGCAGAUGCAUUGUCAGAUGUUGUGGUGUGCACCAAGCUGCACUCACUGCAGUUACACUGCUUCUCCUCAGCCUGGUCUGGCUCACCCUCUCUUUCCCCUGCAAGCUGCAGUCACUCAAUGACACUGACAGUCGCAGACUAGUUACUGCUACAAAAACGCGUUAUGUGUCAAUGCUGCUGCCGACCGCCUGCCAGUAUUGAAUUUGUCUUCCUCAUCAGUGGCUGGCGUUGGCAUAGAAUAGAAGGAGUGAGGUGGGCGUGUGAUGGGUGGGCGUGCGAGCAGCAUGAUGUCAUCACAUCACAUCACGCUGUUUUUGUACAUUGAGGUGGAGCCGGGAGUUUGAAAGCCAGUGGCAGUGGCACCCUUGAUUAACCCAGGUGUCCAGUCAGUAAUGCAGUCCUGACAGGGUGCAACGCAGAGGGGACAGUAAUGAGCCUGCUCAACGAUCACUGCAUCAGGCAUGUGAGAUCGGAUUGCCGGACAUUAGGGGGUGCCUGUGCGCACCAGGCACCCCCCCUGCGCACGCCUAUGAAUGACCCUGGGGCAUAUAAAAGACGCUGUCCUAUAUAUGAGAGAUGCUCAAAGAGACAUUAGCCUUCUGGGCUCUAGAAUAAAUGCAAUGUCGAUUUCUGCCAGAAGGGUCCUGUGGACUCGGCAAUGGACAGGCGAUGCCGACUCAAAAAGGCACAUGGAGGUUUUACCUUACAAGGGUGAGGAGUUGUUUGGGGAGGGUCUCUCAGACCUGGUCUCCACAGCUACUGCUGGAAAGUCAAAUUUUUUGCCAUAUGUUCCCUCACAACCUAAGAAAGCACCGUAUUACCAAAUGCAGUCCUUUCGAUCACAAAAAAGCAAAAAAGUCCGAGGUGUGUCCUUUCUUGCCAGAGGCAGGGGUAGAGGAAAAAAGCUGCACAACACAGCUAGUUCCCAGGAACAGAAGUCCUCCCCGGCUUCUACUAAAUUCACUGCAUGACGCUGGGGCUCCACAGGCGGAGCUAGGCCCGGUGGGGGCGCGUCUCCGAAAAUUCAGCCACAAGUGGGUUCACUCCCAGGUGGAUCCCUGGGCAAUAGAGAUUGUGUCUCAGGGAUACAAGCUGGAAUUCGAAGAGAUGCCCCCUCACCGAUACCUCAAAUCGGCCCUGCCAGCUUCCCCCUUAGAGAGGGAAAUAGUAUUAGCUGCAAUUCACAAAUUGUAUCUUCAGCAGGUGGUGGUCAAGGUUCCCCUCCUUCAACAAGGAAAGGGUUAUUAUUCGACCAUGUUUGUGGUACCGAAACCGGACCGUUCGGUCAGACCAAUAUUGAAUUUAAGAUCCCUGAACAUAUACCUGAAAAGGUUCAAGUUCAAGAUGGAAUCGCUCAGAGAGGUCAUCACAAGCCUGGAAGGGGGGGAUUUUAUGGUGUCUCUGGACAUAAAGGAUGCAUACCUUCAUGUCCCCAUUUAUCCACCUCAUCAGGCGUACCUCAGAUUUGUGGUACACGAUUGUCAUUACCAAUUCCAGACGUUGCCGUUUGGUCUCUCCACGGCACCGAGAAUAUUUACCAAGGUAAUGGCGGAAAUGAUGGUGCUCCUGCGAAAGCAAGGGGUCACAGUUAUCCCAUACUUGGACGAUCUCCUCAUAAAGGCGAGGUCCAGAGAGCAGUUGCUGAUCAGCGUAGCACGCUCUCGGGAAGUGUUACAACAGCACGGCUGGAUUCUAAAUAUUCCAAAGUCGCAGUUGAUUCCUACGACUCGUCUGCCCUUCCUGGGCAUGAUUCUGGACACAGACCAGAAGAGGGUUUAUCUCCCGACGGAGAAGGCUCAGGAGCUUAUGACACUGGUCAGAGACCUCUUAAAACCAAAACAGGUGUCGGUGCAUCACUGCACGCGAGUCCUGGGAAAGAUGGUGGCAUCAUACGAGGCCAUUCCCUUCGGCAGGUUCCAUGCGAGGACCUUUCAAUGGGAUCUGUUGGACAAGUGGUCCGGAUCACAUCUACAGAUGCAUCGGCUGAUCACCCUUUCCCCCAGGGCCAGGGUGUCUCUUCUGUGGUGGCUGCAGAGUGCUCACCUUCUCGAGGGCCGCAGAUUCGGCAUUCAGGACUGGGUCCUGGUGACCACGAAUGCAAGCCUCCGAGGGUGGGGGGCAGUCACACAGGGAAGUAAUUUCCAAGGUCUGUGGUCAUGUCAGGAGACUUGCCUUCACAUCAAUAUCCUGGAACUAAGGGCCAUAUACAACGCCCUAAGUCAAGCAGAGACCCUGCUUCGCGACAAAUCGGUGCUGAUUCAGUCAGACAACAUCACCGCAGUGGCUCAUGUAAACCGCCAAGGUGGCACAAGGAGCAGGGUGGCGAUGGCGGAAGCCACCAGAAUUCUUCGCUGGGCGGGGAAUCACGUAAGAGCACUGUCAGCAGUGUUCAUUCCGGGAGUGGACAACUGGGAAGCAGACUUCCUCAGCAGGCACGACCUCCACCCGGGAGAGUGGGGACUUCAUCAAGAAGUCUUCGCGCAGAUUGCAAGUCGGUGGGAACUGCCACAGGUGGACAUGAUGGCAUCCCGCCUCAACACAAAGCUACAGAGGUAUUGCGCCAGGUCAAGAGACCCUCAGGCGAUAGCUGUAGACGCACUAGUGACAACGUGGGUGUUCCAGUCGGUUUAUGUGUUUCCUCCUCUUCCUCUCAUACCCAAGGUGCUGAGAAUCAUAAGAAAAAGAGGAGUGAGAACAAUACUCAUUGUUCCGGAUUGGCCAAGAAGGACUUGGUAUCCAGAGCUGCAAGGAAUGCUCACAGAGGACCCAUGGCCUCUGCCUCUAAGACAGGACUUGUUGCAACAGGGGCCCUGUCUGUUCCAAGACUUACCGCGGCUGCGUUUGACGGCAUGGCGGUUGAACGCCGGAUCCUAGCAGAAAAAGGCAUUCCGGAUGAGGUUAUUUCUACGCUGAUAAAAGCUAGGAAGGACGUGACGGCUAAACAUUAUCACCGUAUAUGGCGAAAAUAUGUGGCUUGGUGUGAGGCCAGGAAUGCCCCUACGGAGGAAUUCCAGCUGGGCCGUUUCCUUCACUUCCUACAGUCGGGAGUGACUUUGGGCCUAAAAUUGGGGUCCAUUAAGGUCCAGAUUUCGGCCCUAUCCAUUUUCUUUCAAAAAGAACUGGCUACUCUACCUGAAGUUCAGACGUUUGUAAAGGGAGUGCUGCAUAUUCAGCCCCCUUUUGUGCCUCCAGUGGCACCUUGGGAUCUUAACGGUUGAGUUUCUUGAAGUCACACUGGUUUGAGCCACUUAAAACCGUGGAGUUAAAAUUUCUCACGUGGAAGGUGGUCAUGCUAUUAGCCUUGGCUUCAGCUAGGCGUGUGUCGGAAUUAGCGGCUUUGUCACAUAAAAGCCCCUAUCUGGUUUUCCAUAUGGACAGGGCAGAAUUGCGGACCCGUCCACAAUUUUUGCCAAAAGUGGUGUCAUCUUUUCAUAUGAACCAACCUAUUGUGGUGCCUGUGGCUACUCGUGACUUGGAGGAUUCCGAGUUACUAGAUGUGGUCAGGGCUUUGAAGGUUUAUGUAGCCAGGAUGGCUAGAGUCAGGAAAACUGAGUAGCUGUUUAUCCUGUAUGCAUCCAACAAGCUGGGUGCUCCUGCUUCAAAGCAAACUAUUGCUCGCUGGAUCUGUAACACGAUUCAGCAGGCUCAUUCUGCGGCUGGAUUGCCACUACCAAAAUCAGUAAAAGCCCACUCCACAAGGAAGGUGGGCUCUUCUUGGGCGGUUGCCCGAGGGGUCUCGGCAUUACAGCUUUGCCGAGCAGCUACUUGGUCAGGUUCAAACACUUUUGCAAAGUAUUACAAGUUUGAUACCCUGGCUGAGGAGGACCUUGUGUUUGCUCAUUCGGUGCUGCAGAGUCAUCCGCACUCUCCCGCCCGUUUGGGAGCUUUGGUAUAAUCCUCAUGGUCCUUACGGAGUCCCCAGCAUCCACUAGGACGUUAGAGAAAAUAAGAUUUUACUUACCGGUAAAUCUAUUUCUCGUAGUCCGUAGUGGAUGCUGGGCACCCGUCCCAAGUGCGGACUUCUUCUGCAAUACUUGUAUAUAGUUAUUGCUUAAAUAAGGGUUAUGUUAUGGUUGCAUCAGGGUUGAUCUGAUGCUCCGUUGUUGUUCAUACUGUUAACUGGGUAAGUUUAUCACAAGUUAUACGGUGUGAUUGGUGUGACUGGUAUGAGUCUUGCCCUGGAUUCCAAAAUCCUUUCCUUGUACUGUCAGCUCUUCCGGGUUCUCUAACUGAGGUCUGG
Messenger RNA from Pseudophryne corroboree (corroboree frog), 7630 nucleotides. RefSeq lists its product as uncharacterized. Lineage: Eukaryota; Metazoa; Chordata; Amphibia; Anura; Myobatrachidae. The record is from RefSeq and is a predicted model, not a curated record. The coding region runs from base 4006 to 6264 and encodes 752 amino acids. The transcript is spliced from 2 exons.